AAUAAUGUUAUUUCCAUAUGAAGCUAUUGAAAUUCAUUGUGGAUUUUCACAGUAAGAGUUUUCCUUCAAUUAUUCCAAUGUUUACAUUCACAUUCAUUUUUGAAAUUCUAGUUUAAUGAAGCAGAAUGCCUUAUCUUAAAAAUCUUCACGCUGGAAAUCGAGUCCUCAGGUCAGAGUGUUUCUAGCAGUCAGAGCAGUGCUGGGCGUCCAGAGGUCUAGUGUAGCUGGGUUUAACUGUGUCUUCUGUGCCCCGGUUUCUUCUGCUUCCACUCUGGCUUCCCUUUGGGGUCAGAAUCCUUGCUGUCAUUCCAGGCUUCACAUCCAUAUCACAUUGCUGAAAAAAGAAUGCCCUCUGAACACUCUUCCUGGAAGCAGGAGCCAUCUUCUCUCCAGAAGCUUCCAGAAACCCUUGUGCUGCUCUGCCCUGAGUCCAUGCUAAGUUUUAAACCAAGUAGAGGGGUAUGAGAGGGCAACCAACAAAAACUAAAACUCAGGUUUCUUAAGUUCCUUAAGAUCACUCCCAGUCCUGCUGAGAAGGCUCAGAGGUAAAGGUGCUGUGCAAGCCUGGUGGACCAGAGUUUGAGCCCCAAGCCCAUAUAAAUCCAGUUGUCCUCGGAUGGCCAUAUGAGUGCAGCGGGAGCAUGCUUUCCAAAGUUUAAUGUUAUCAGUUGCAACACGGUGCCAACAGUUUUCCUUCAAGUUAGAGCUUUUGUGUAUUUAUUGUGAGAAAAUGCUUGCCAAAUACAGCCACAAACCCGAAGAGCCCUAGAACUGUGGGUGGUUAGUUGUUCUUUCAAGUAUAAUGGCAUUCUGUGAGAUGAAACAUUUGGUGCAAAUUGUAAUUCAGACAUCUUGAGAAGCACUUUUUCUGAGGUAGCCAUCGUAUUUGAGUGGUACCAGCUCCAGAAGGACUUCUGAUUUCAUCGGUCAGCAUAUCACUGCAACCUGUGCCCACGAGUUUAAGAGUUUCAUCGACGAAUUUACAAAGGAAUUCCACUCCAGCUCCGAGGCGAAGUCUGGGCUCUUCUUCUUGAGAUCCCUAAAAUGAAAGAAGAAACAAAAGACCUUUAUAGUAAAUUAAAACACAGAGCACGAGGUUGUUCACCUGACAUCAGACAAAUAGACCUUGACGUGAACCGCACAUUUAGGAACCAUAUUAUGUUUAGAGACAGAUACGGCGUUAAGCAACAAUCCUUAUUCCAUGUUCUUGCUGCAUAUUCUAUCUAUAAUACGGAAGUCGGGUACUGUCAAGGGAUGAGCCAGAUAACAGCCCUACUCCUCAUGUACAUGAACGAGGAAGACGCCUUCUGGGCCCUGGUCAAACUCUUCUCAGGCCCCAAACAUGCUAUGCAUGGCUUUUUUGUCCAAGGUUUUCCUAAACUAUUGAGAUUUCAAGAACAUCAUGAAAAAAUUCUGAAUAAAUUUCUGUCCAAACUUAAGCAACAUUUGGACUCUCAAGAAAUCUACACAAGUUUUUAUACAAUGAAAUGGUUUUUUCAGUGUUUUCUUGAUCGAACUCCUUUUACGCUGAACCUCAGGAUAUGGGACAUCUACAUCUUUGAAGGAGAGCGAAUUCUUACUGCUAUGUCUUACACAAUCUUGAAGUUACACAGAAAACAUCUGAUGAGAUUGUCUAUGGAAGAACUUGUAGAAUUUCUUCAGGAGACGCUCGCCAAGGACUUUUUCUUCGAGGAUGAUUUUGUAAUUGAGCAACUUCAGGUUUCUAUGUCAGAACUAAAGCGGGCAAAAUUAGAUCUCCCAGAACCUGGUAAGGAAGAAGAAUAUCCAAAGAAACCCUUGGGACAGCUUCCACCCGAUUCUGCUUGUAUUAAUCAGUUGAGUAAUGGACAAAGAAGUGUUGGCAGGCCCAGCCCCCAGCUAAGCAGCAGAGGAGAAAGUGGAUCACCUCACAAGAAGCAUGAGCAUUCCCCUGCCCACCACAGCAGAACCAGUACCCCAGAAAGAGUCCGGCCACCAAGACGGAAGUCAGUGGAUGACGAUAGUAAACACCUGAAGCCUUCGUCAGGUCCACAGGACAGUUCCAGGCACUACAACCAUGCAGCUGCUAACCAAAAUAGCAAUGCAAUUUCAAACAUCAGAAAGGAAUUUAUGCCCAAAUGGAAAAAACCAUCAGAUGCCUCAGUGAUUGAAAGAACUGCUAAAUAUGCCAUCGAAGGUAAAAGUCAUUCAGUGUAUCCCACUCCUACAGUUGCCACUCCAAGUUCUGCUGAGACCCGAAUGUCAAACUCAAGGCAGAAGAUAAAGCUUUUGGAUGGCAGUGAUGGGAAGCGGGGUUCUAAUGCUUCCCAGUAUGACAAUGUGCCUGGGAGUGAGAAUGAAAACGGAGCCUCUGUGGAAGAGGCCCCAGAACGGACCCACCCUCACAAUCUAAGAAAGCACACUGAGCCAAAUUCCAGCCCAUCAAAAGUAUCCAACAAGUUUACUUUGAAAGUGCAGCCUCCCAGCCAUGUGCGAUAUCCAUCCCAGUUAGAAGGGGAGGAGCACAGGGCUGCAUAUCCACCCUCCUACAGCAACCCCCCUGGUUACCAUGGAAACUCUCCAAAACACAUACCUGUUGCCCAGAGCAGCUUUGUGUCCCCACGGAUCAAUCCUGGGGCCCAAAUUAAUCCUUCUAGGAGACUGUAUGGUUCUUCUCUUUCAGUUGAUGUUUCUCCGGAGAAAUCUUACAGCCGCCCAACUCCUGUUGUUCUACCAUCCAGUCGAAUUGAAGUUCUUCCCAUUGACAUUGGUGCUGGGGGAUAUACAGGUAGUUCAGGGUCACCAAAGAAUGGAAAGUUCAUCCUUCCUCCAGUGGAUUAUUUACCAGAAAACAGAAAAUGGUCAGAAGUUAGUUAUACAUACAGACCUGAGAUGCAUGGACAAUCAUGGACUCGAGAUGCUAGCCGUAGCCACUUAAGCAAUUUACCAAAAUACGCAGCCUUUCAACACAUACCUUUUCAGGACCAUGGCCUUCCAGAAGUAUCUGUAGACAGUCCAGUGAGGUAUAUAAUUUCCCCAGCUGUAGAAGAUGCCAGUCCUCCUGGGUAUCAAUAUGCAGGUCCCUCCCCUCCAGCACAUCGCUACAGAAAUAGAGAGGGACUUUCUAUUCAAGAGUCAGUGUUGCUGUGAGAGUUGGCUGUAUUCACUGAAGACAAAAGAACAGAAACCAUGUGAUAGCCACAUUGCUAUGUUUAUAGUUGCCAAAGCAGUAUUUUAUACUAUUGUAAACAACUCUUGCAGUUCCAGUGCGUGUCAGGAAGAGAGUGUAUGUGGAAGUGCUCCAUCUCCACGUAGAUGCUGCCGAGACGAGUGUCUCAAUCACAUCGCCACUGGAACUUAAUAGGAGACUAACCUGGAAACAUAGCAGUCGUCUCUAGGGAUGCCACUCAGUGAGGCUCUUUGUUUUGUUUCCUUCAGACCUGAGUGUUUCGCUCUGUUGAUGCACUCUGCUCUGACCACUGUCAGAGACACCAGAGGAGGUGUUCUGAAGGCUGUCACUCAUAUUUUAAUAGGUGUGACAUACACCCAGGCAUACAGAUUUUGAUCACAGAACUUAGAAAUGUUUUUUUAAACUACCUUUAACCUAGAUCCAUGGCAUAACUGUGUUUCCCCCUUAUCUUUCUACCCACCCUGCCCUGGUCAUAUUUUAGCCUAGGUUCUAAACUGAAACUGACUAAAAAUAUUGUCCUGACUUUAUGAAUCCUACAUCUCAUAGAAUGUCAUUCUCCUUCUGUUACUGCCAUUUUAUCUCUACCUGAAAAUUAAAGACACUGGGGAGAAAGGCUAACCACUUAUGGUGCUUAAAAUGUGGGUCAGUUAGCUUGAGGGUGUGGCUGUGGCACAGCGCUCACUGUGUCCUCUCACCUCCAGCUGUCUCAGUGCCCUGUGCUCUUGGCUCUGGUCUUGAUGGGUGCAGAGCACUGACCGCAGAAGGAGUUGGAAGUCACAGUCCUUGCAGCACUCUGGGUAGUGGAAGGUUCGUUUUCAGGUUCAUUUGAAAGCAGCAUUAGCCAGACUGCUAUUCCUUAUUCUGCUUCAGUUUCACAGGGCCCCAGGAGAACCACUCACAUGGGCUUUUUCUGACACUCAUUCUUUACUGAGUAUAGUGGGUGGGUAUUGUUACACUUACUGGGCCAUUACAUUAUCCUGGUCAAAAUUGUGAAAAAUACCCUAAUAAGCAUCUCGAAUUUUGAUCUUUGUAAAAAAAAUAGUAUGUUUCAUAGUUUUUGAAAAAUUUUUCAGUAAAAAAUAAUUGAGGUUCAUGGUUUAAAGCAAUUAAAAUAUGCUAUUGUACACUACUGUCACCACGACAUAGAUAGCAUGGUGGAUUCCUUAAGAGAGGGUGCUCUGUGUGGAGGCUUGUCUCAUUGUUCCCUUCUUGUAUCUGAAUAUCAGAAAGGAGAAAGUCCAACAGUGAUUGUCCCCUUCCUCCAUGUUGGGGAUAUAAGCAUUUGAGGUACAAGAAUAUGUCUUAAGAUGAAAGCAACAUUUGUUUAGCUAGUGAAUGUGACAAUAUUUUUAAUGUAUAUAAUGAUCUUAAUGUAAUCUAAUCAAUGUGGUAAUGAUGUUUUAAGUGUGGAAACAAAUGCAGUAUAUUAAAGGUGAUCUCCACACUGAAACUCCAACCCCUGA
Molecule: messenger RNA, 4632 nt
Organism: Arvicola amphibius (Eurasian water vole)
Lineage: Eukaryota; Metazoa; Chordata; Mammalia; Rodentia; Cricetidae
Gene: Usp6nl
Product: USP6 N-terminal like
Exons: 10
Coding region: 1045-3129 (694 amino acids)
Source: RefSeq, a predicted model, not a curated record